Brassica rapa (field mustard) is the source of this 1510-nucleotide messenger RNA. Its product is annotated as probable WRKY transcription factor 25. The record is from RefSeq and is a predicted model, not a curated record. Gene Ontology annotation, molecular function: sequence-specific DNA binding; DNA-binding transcription factor activity. Gene Ontology annotation, biological process: regulation of DNA-templated transcription. Lineage: Eukaryota; Viridiplantae; Streptophyta; Magnoliopsida; Brassicales; Brassicaceae.
AACAAAAAUUUUUAUUUAGGACAAGCAGAAAAAGACAAAAUGUAAAAAGAUAAACAAACCUUGCUCGUUACGCCACCGUCGUCGUCUUCCACAUCUUUAUCUCUUCUCACAGAUCAUUUCUCUGACAACAUUAAAGUUCGUUUCUUUUUCUUUCUUUUUGCUCCUGUGAGCUCUAAAGUUGUCUCCUUUUACCAAAACCAUGUCUUCCACCUCUUUCACCGACCUCCUUGCUUCCUCCGGCGUUGACCCCUACGAACAAGACGAAGACUUUCUUGGUGGGUUUUACCCGGAGGAAACCGGGUCGGGUUUACCUAAGUUCAAGACGGCUCAACCGCCUCCUCUUCCGAUCUCGCAAUCUUCUCGCAGCUUCGCCUUCUCCGAGUUGCUUGACUCUCCUCUUCUCCGCAGCUCCUCACAUAGUUUGAUAUCUCCAACGACCGGAGCGUUUCCAUUUCAAGGCUUCAACGGAUCAGAUUUUCCCUGGCAGUUACCAUCGCAAACGCAAACGCAACCGCAAAACGCUGCUUCCGCUUUGCAAGAGACAUAUGGUGUUCAAGAUCUCCAGAAGAAGCUGGAGGAUCCGGUUCCUCGUGAGGGUAAGGUACCAUCGUACAUGGUGAGUAGGAACUCUAACGACGGUUACGGUUGGAGAAAGUACGGGCAGAAGCAAGUGAAGAAGAGCGAGAACCCUAGGAGUUACUUCAAGUGCACGUAUCCCAACUGCGUUUCCAAGAAGAUCGUUGAGACUGCUUCUGAUGGUCAGAUCACUGAGAUCAUCUACAAAGGUGGUCAUAACCAUCCUAAGCCUGAGUUCACCAAGAGACCAUCAUCAUCAGCGAGAAGAAUGUUUAAUCCUUCUUCUGUUGUUAGUGAACAAUCAGAGAGUUCAUCGAUCUCGUUUGAUUAUGGGGAGGUAGAUGAAGAGAAGGAACAGCUUGACAUUAAGAGACUGAAAAGAGAAGGUGAAGAUGAAGGGAUGUCUGUAGAAGUAAGCAGAGGAGUGAAGGAACCAAGAGUUGUUGUUCAGACAAUAAGUGAGAUUGAUGUUCUUAUAGAUGGCUUUAGAUGGAGGAAGUAUGGUCAAAAAGUUGUCAAGGGGAAUACUAACCCAAGGAGCUAUUACAAGUGCACAUACCAAGGCUGUGGAGUGAGGAAGCAAGUGGAAAGAUCAGCAGAAGACGAGAGAGCGGUUCUCACUACCUAUGAAGGAAGGCACAAUCAUGAUGUCCCAACCGCGCCACGUCGCUCAUGAAAACAAAACAUUCUUGGGGCUGAAGUUACUAGUAAUAUCAUUUAGGGUUUGGAAAAUAAGUCUUACUAUGGCUGUCUUUUGUGCUCAUUAUAGUUUGUUUAUUUGUUUGUAACACAGUCAGUACUUUGUGUUGUCAGAGUGGUGAUUACUGAUUAGCAGUUGUUUUUUAUAUAUCUUCUUGGCCUUAGAGAACCUCACUAUACAUAUGUUCGACUUGUUAACACUUGAGAUUCUAUUAUAGUUUCUUGUGUUUGGUCU